This is a messenger RNA of Macadamia integrifolia, 2355 nucleotides long. Its product is annotated as probable alkaline/neutral invertase B. The record is from RefSeq and is a predicted model, not a curated record. Bases 324 to 2024 code for a protein of 566 amino acids. Gene Ontology annotation, molecular function: sucrose alpha-glucosidase activity; endo-alpha-N-acetylgalactosaminidase activity. Gene Ontology annotation, biological process: sucrose catabolic process. The transcript has 5 exons. NCBI's taxonomy places the organism in Eukaryota, Viridiplantae, Streptophyta, Magnoliopsida, Proteales, Proteaceae.
UCUCAGUUCUCAGUCUCUCAACCUGUCCUGCCUGGUUAGCACCACUCUCCUAACAAUCUCAAUUCUCGAGUUUGAAUCUCCCUUGUCCGGGUCGUCUCCACCACUCUUUAUUCUUCUUCUUCUUCCACGUAUAUAAAUUGCCACUCUUGCAGCAGAAAUGUUUCCUCCAUUUAUCUUCAACCAUUGAAGCUCUUGAAGGUGGUGUGGCUUAUUUAAGCUCCUCUCCCCGGCGCUUCCGAGAUACAAACCCUGGAAAUACAAUCCGAUCAAGAUCAGUCUUCUUUCGAAAUAAUUGAGAAAAAUCGGGAAUCUCAACUGCUUCCAUGGACGUCUUUCAGAAUGGAAAUGUUAGGAAUCUUGAUCAACUAUGCACUGUAGCUGAGAUUGAAGAAUGUGAUUUCUCCAAGCUAGAUGAGAAACCCAGGCCUCUGAAUAUAGAGAGGCAGAGUUCCUUUGAUGAUAGGUCUCUCAGCGAAUUAUCUAUUGGAAUAUCUCCUCGAUUGUAUUCCAGGAAUGCCGACAAUUCCUCUCGGAUAACUGACCAUUUUGACAAUUUAUUUUCUCCGGGUAGAAGGUCUAGUUUGAACACCCCUCGUUUUCAACAUUCAUUGGAACCUCAUCCCAUGGUUGCUGAAGCAUGGGAGGCCUUGAGACGAUCUUUGGUGUACUUUCGUGGCCAACCGGUUGGGACUAUUGCUGCCUUGGACCAAUCUGAUGAGGAACUUAACUAUGAUCAGGUGUUUGUAAGAGAUUUUUUCCCAAGUGCCCUGGCCUUUUUGAUGAAUGGCGAACCUCUAAUUGUCAAGAAUUUUAUAUUAAAAACUCUACACCUCCAAUCAUGGGAGAAAAAAGUUGACCGCUUUAAGCUUGGAGAAGGAGUGAUGCCAGCAAGUUUUAAAGUACUUCAUGAUCCUGUUCGGAACUCUGAAACUUUAAUUGCAGAUUUUGGCGAGAGUGCAAUAGGAAGAGUUGCUCCAGUUGAUUCUGGGUUUUGGUGGAUUAUAUUGCUCCGUGCAUACACAAAGUCAACAGGAGACUCUUCCUUGGCUGAUAUGCCUGAAUGCCAAAAGGGUAUGCGCCUUAUUCUGAGUUUAUGUCUUUCAGAGGGAUUUGAUACGUUUCCAACCUUGCUCUGUGCUGAUGGAUGCUGCAUGAUUGACCGUAGAAUGGGUGUUUAUGGUUACCCUAUUGAAAUACAAGCACUUUUCUUCAUGGCUUUACGAUGUGCUCUGCUUUUACUUAAACAAGAUGUUGAGGGCAAGGAAUUCAUAGACAGAAUAGUUAUACGCCUACACGCCUUGAGCUAUCACAUGCGUAGUUAUUUUUGGCUUGAUUUAAAGCAACUUAAUGAUAUUUAUCGGUAUAAAACAGAGGAGUACUCUCACACCGCUCUCAAUAAGUUCAAUGUAAUGCCCGACUCUCUUCCAGAUUGGGUGUUUGAUUUUAUGCCGACAAAUGGUGGUUACUUUAUUGGAAAUGUCAGUCCUGCAAGAAUGGAUUUCCGUUGGUUUUGCUUGGGUAAUUUUAUUGCAAUCUUGUCAUCUCUUGCAACCCCUGAGCAAUCUGCAGCUAUUAUGGAUCUUGUUGAAUCAAGAUGGGAGGAACUGGUUGGAGAAAUGCCAAUAAAAGUUUGUUACCCUGCCCUAGAAAAUCAUGAAUGGCGAGUCGUGACUGGUUAUGAUCCGAAAAAUACCAGGUGGAGUUACCACAAUGGGGGAUCUUGGCCAGUGCUUCUAUGGCUCCUCACAGCUGUAUGCAGUAAAACUGGGCGCCCACAGAUAGCAAGACGUGCCAUUGAACUUGCUGAGAGCCGGUUAUCGAAAGACAGUUGGCCUGAAUAUUAUGAUGGAAAGCUUGGCAGGUAUAUUGGGAAGCAGUCCCGUAAAUUCCAGACUUGGUCCAUUGCAGGUUACUUGGUAGCAAAGAUGAUGCUUGAAGACCCAUCUCACUUGGGCAUGGUUUCUCUUGAGGAAGAUAAACAGAUGAAACCCCUCAUCAAAAGAUCUGCUUCAUGGACUUGCUGACUCUCUUUCUCUCUCCCUCUCUCUCUCAUGAAUAAAUGUAUCUAAUGCUUAACCUCCCAUCUUUGGAUUUUUAGAUUUUGACGAGAAGUCCUUCCAUUGAUCACAAUUAGUGCGAUAUUAUAUUGGGAAAUGACUCAGGAUGCAAGAUUCAAAUACACAAAUGCUGACAGCCUAAAACUGUUGAUCAAAGUGACACUCACUAGGAAAAUAUGACCCAAUCUAUGCAAAUUGAGAUGUCUGAUCUCAUAGACAUUAGAUGAACAUUUAUGUAUGUACGUACAUUUUCCCUUGUUUAGUACUGCUACUAAGGCAAUAUAUUUGUUCUCCCAAA